Molecule: messenger RNA, 985 nt
Organism: Schistosoma mattheei
Lineage: Eukaryota; Metazoa; Platyhelminthes; Trematoda; Strigeidida; Schistosomatidae
Source: the annotation of a GenBank genome assembly
ACUGAAUAAGUAUUACUUUGUAUCAUUUACAAAUUUCAACAAUGAACUUAACACAUCUUUUAUUGAUUUGUCUUAUUUCAUUUGUGUUCUUUACGUAUGUUCAAUGUGACUAUGAUUCAAAUACGGAAGAACCAUGGGAAGAAGAAGAAACACCAAAACCUGUUCCACAUAGGAAACACCCAGUUUUAAGAAAAGUAUUUUUAAGUGCACCAUCAUGGAUGCAUAUACCAUUUUCUAUUGUUGGAGCGGUAGCAACAUACGUUGCCUACCAUUUCUAUGGUUAAAAUAUGAAGGAAGAUUGAUUCGUUUCGAAAGAGAAACUUCAAUAUCGAUUCAUUAAACUCCAUUCAAAUUAAAUGACAUAAAUAACGAAUAUAAUUCUUGUAACAAGAAAAGUUUCAUAGAGAAAAUUUCCGAUGAUAGUUCUUUUUUCUUUUCUUCUUUUUGUUUUGUUUUGUUUCUCUCUUAUCGUUCAUCGUUUGUUAUUUCAAAUUUAUGUAUGAAACUUGGAAUUGUUUCUUAGAAAUUGGCUUCAUUACCAAGUAAUCAUAAUAAUAGUAAUAGUGUAGUGAACAGAACACGGGUGGGGACAAUCGAAUUGUAUUUGCACCAAAAUUACAGAGUUACUCCGUAAAAUAGAAAAUCCACAUAGAAAAUCGUUUAUUUGCAAAAUAUCAAUCCAUCAUAUCAAACCAGACUGUUGUAAUCCUGUUGUAAUCAUCAAUCCAUUGUCUCACAUUUCAUUGUUCAUGAGUUUUCUUACAAAUUGCAUUGUGUUCCCACUCUUCGUUUCUUGAUCUUCCACCAUCUUCUGCUGUCAGACAUUAUGUUCUUUACCCCGCGUCACAUACUACUUACAUCAAUUUUAGCAGCACGCAAAACAAUAGUUCUAAUAAAAGUUGAAAUGAAUAAGACUUAAUUAGUUAACUAGUAAUGACAUUGAACUUUCAUUAUAUAAAUCAUAGGUAAUGUUAUUUAUUACUAA